AUGCCGACCGAGACAGAGGAGGACGAGCGCGAGCUGCGCCAGCUGGGCUACCAGUCCGUCCUGGCGCGUGGCUGGGGCGCGUUCGACAACUUUGCGUGCUCCUUCUCGGCGCUGUAUUGCAUCGGUGGCGUACGCGUGCUGUUCUAUAUCGCGUUGAGUAACGGGGGGCCAGCAGCGAUGUGGAGCUCUUGGUUAUCCGGCAGCGUGCUCUCGAUCAUCACGGCGGCCACGCUGGCAGAAGCGUGCUCGGCGUACCCUGCCGCCGGCUCGAUCUACUACUGGGCCUUUCGCUCGUGGGGGGGUGGCCGCGCCGGGCGGUUUGUCUCGUUUCUGGUCGCGGCGUGGACACUCGUGGCGUGGACGUCCUUCCUGGCGACCGACUCGUUCGGCGUGGCCAACUACCUCAUCUCCGAGAUCGUCGUCUUCAACCCGGACACCACCUUUCCCUACGACACGGCGGAUGUGCGCGCGCGCGCGGUGGCCUGGGCGCUCUCGUUGCUGUUUCUGGCGCUGGCCACCGCGCUCAAUUUCCUCCCCCCGCGCUCCUACGCCUGGGUGUUCCGCGCAGGCGUGGUCGUCAUCGCGAUCGACAUCGUCUUGAAUUUCGUCUGGCUGCCCAUCGGCGUGGCGCGCACCUACGGCUUCCAGCCCGCCGAGUUUGUCUUCACCUCGACCUACAACGGGGGCGGCACCGCCCCGGGCCUCAACUGGGUGCUCUCCUGGUACCUGCCCGCCAGCUGCCUGGUCGGCCAGGACGCCUCGGGCCAUGUGGCCGAGGAGACGGUGUCGGCCAAGAAGGCGGCCGCCAAGGGGGUCUUCUGGGCGACCGUCGCGUCCGCCCUGUGCGGCUUCCCCAUCAUCCUGCUCUUCCUCUUCUGCAUGCCCUCCAUCGAGACCUUCUACGCGACCUCGGCCCCGCAGCCGUUCAUCCAGAUGUACGCCCUCGCGCUGGGCCCGCGCGCACACGUCGUGGCCACCGUCGUGGCCAUGGUCGGCGCCAUCCUCAACACCUCCAUCUCACUCGUUGCCGUGUCGCGGCUGGUCUUCGCCAUCUCACGCGACUCGGUCUUCCCCUUCAGUAACGUGCUGUGCCGCGUCUCGGCCAGCCGCCAGCCGCGCAACGCCGUGGUUUUCAUUUCCAUCUGCGCCGCCCUGCUGCUCUGCACCCAGCUGCCCUCGCAGGUCGCCUUUGCCAGUCUCACCUCCACCUCGGCCGCGGGCUCCAUCGCCGCGUAUGGCCUGGUCGGGCUCGGGCGCGCCCUGCUCACGCGCAAAACCUUCCGCCCCAGUUUCUGGGCUCUGGGCCGCUUCGGCGUCCUGUCCGCCGUGGUGACCUUUCUCUGGAACGGGUUCGCCUUUGCGGUGCUCUGCGCGCCGCAGUACGGCGACGCCGCCAUCUCCGCGGAACCCAGUCUGUUCAACUACUCCAUUGUCAUCAUGGCGGGGAUCACGGUCAUCGCCCUCGAAGAGUGGUGGCGCAAGUCCCGCGACGACUGGUUCGGCAACCUCAAGGACGACCAGUCGUAUGCUGCCUCGGAGCAGACCGUUUCUCCCAAGACCGACGGCGUCACUGUGUGA
This is a messenger RNA of Penicilliopsis zonata CBS 506.65, 1578 nucleotides long. RefSeq lists its product as hypothetical. Gene Ontology annotation, cellular component: membrane. NCBI's taxonomy places the organism in Eukaryota, Fungi, Ascomycota, Eurotiomycetes, Eurotiales, Aspergillaceae. Gene Ontology annotation, molecular function: transmembrane transporter activity. The transcript is spliced from 2 exons. Bases 1 to 1578 code for a protein of 525 amino acids. The record is from RefSeq and is a predicted model, not a curated record. Gene Ontology annotation, biological process: transmembrane transport.